This is a messenger RNA of Gossypium raimondii (Peruvian cotton), 3406 nucleotides long. Its product is annotated as flowering time control protein FPA. Gene Ontology annotation, molecular function: RNA binding. The coding region runs from base 140 to 3037 and encodes 965 amino acids. The transcript is spliced from 6 exons. Lineage: Eukaryota; Viridiplantae; Streptophyta; Magnoliopsida; Malvales; Malvaceae. The record is from RefSeq and is a predicted model, not a curated record.
CGGUUGUUCGGUUUUUUCUCUAGGAAAAUUCAUUCAAUUUGAUUUUCUAAUUUUUAGGGUUUCUUUCAGAUUUCAUUUCACUCUCACACAAUUUAAGAAAAAAAAAUAUUAAAUCACUACCGUUUGGACAUCUCUAACAAUGUUCCCGCCGAUGAAGCAACAAAACAUCGGGAAACAAUCGGAAGUAUCCGAUACGCCGUCGAGCAAUUUAUGGGUAGGGAACUUAUCGGGUGAGACGGUGGAUUCAGAUCUGAUGGAUUUGUUCGGCAAGUUCGGUGAACUCGAUAGCGUCGCUACGUACUCUUCUAGAAGCUUCGCUUUCGUGUUCUUCAAGCGUGUGGAAGAUGCGAAGGCGGCUAAGGAAGCUCUACGAGGAGCCACCUUGCAUGGAAACCAGAUCAAGAUUGAGUUUGCUCGACCGGCAAAGCCUUGUAAGAGUCUAUGGGUUGGUGGAAUUAGUCAAACUAUUUCGAAGGAAGAAUUGGAAGAAGAGUUUUCCAAGUUUGGUAAAAUUGAAGACUUCAAGUUCCUUAGAGAUCGUAAUACUGCAUUUGUAGAGUAUUUUAGAAUGGAAGAUGCUUCCCAGGCCAUGAGAAGCAUGAAUGGAAAGAGAAUAGGCGGUGCACAGAUACGUGUUGAUUUUUUGCGAUCCCAUCCUUCAAGAAGAGAACAGUGGCCUAACUCUCAUGAUCUCAGAGAUGGGCCUUUUACUGGUAGAAUGGGGCCUUCUGAUAGCCAUUUGGCGAAAAGACCACAUUCUCAAAUAGUUGGCCGAAAGGGAGACAGUCAGCCUACCAAUGUUUUGUGGGUAGGCUAUCCUCCGUCUGUGCAAAUUGAUGAACAAAUGCUUCAUAAUGCCAUGAUACUGUUUGGUGAGAUUGAGAACAUUAAGAGCUUCCCUUCAAGACACUAUGCUUUUGUGGAGUUCAGGAGCGUGGAGGAAGCUCGUCGUGCAAAGGAGGGUUUACAGGGUCGUUUAUUUAACGAUCCAAGGAUUACUAUUAUGUUCUCAAGCAGUGAACUUGCACCUGGCAAAGAUUACUCUGGCCUUUAUUCAGGCAUAAAGGGGCCAGGGCUUGCCAUGCUCUUAAGUGAUCAUCCAUUUAGAUCUUCACAAAUGGACAUGUUUGGUCAAAAUCAUACACUACCACCAAAUACAGUAACUGGACCAUUAGCAACUAGUGGUAUUCUCGGAUCAAAUGUGCCAGUCAGGCCUUUUAAUCAUCAAGGUAGCUAUGACCCUUUGCUUUCUGGUCCAGAAUACAACGAUUUAUCUUCACAUCAUAAUAUGUUGGAUGCUGAUCUUAAAAAUCUCACGGGUCCUAAUUGGAGAAAAUCUUCUCCUUCUCUCCCUUCUGCUCAAGGUGUCAGGCCUCCAAUGAGACAGACGUCUGGUUCUUGGGAUGUUUAUGAUGUGAACCAAUUUCAAAGAGAUGCAAAACGUUUGAGGAUAGAGGCUUCAUUGCCUAUUGAUGAUGCUUCUUUUCCUUUAAGAAAGAUGGAUGAUCUUGGGCCUGGCUCAGACCAUUUUGGGCCAGUAAUUGGUGGGGGUGCUUCAAGUCCAUUUUUGAAUGUCCAGGGAAAGGGUCGUUUGAGUCCAGUGCCUGGAAAGCUCCCUGCUGGUGGACCUGGACGAGCUCAUCCUGAUAAUGAUUACAUUUGGCGUGGCAUUAUUGCCAAGGGUGGAACCCCUGUUUGUCAUGCCCGAUGUGUUCCCAUCGGAAAAGGGCUCGAGACAGAACUUCCCGAAGUUGUUAACUGUUCAGCCAGAACAGGAUUGGAUAUGCUAGCAAAACACUACUGUGAGGCCAUUGGAUUUGAUAUUGUUUUCUUCUUACCAGAUAGUGAAGAUGAUUUUGCAUCAUAUACUGAAUUCCUUCGCUACCUUGGCUCGAAAAGCAGAGCUGGUGUUGCUAAGUUUGAUGAUGGGACAACACUAUUUUUGGUGCCCCCAUCAGAAUUCUUAACCAAGGUUCUUAAAGUUACAGGACCUGAACGACUCUACGGAGUUAUUUUAAAGUUGCCUCCACAGGUACCUUCCACUGCACCUCUACAAUCGCAUCCACCUUCUCUUUCUCAGCAUGAUUAUAGUCUUCCACAUUUGAAGGAAGAACAAGCUUUGCAGAGGGAGUAUGGAAGGGUUUCACACGAGGAGUCCAUACCUUCUGCAAGACCUCUAGCGCAAACUACUGUGCAAAAUCAACCACCCAGCAAUGCUGCAGCAAUUCCCCAAACUGGUGUUUCUUUAACACCAGAUCUGAUUGCUACUCUGGCCUCUUUUCUCCCAACGGUGUCACAGUCUACUGCUGUUGGUGGUGUUCAGCCUCCAUUAGUGACAUCAACUACACAGCCCUCAUUUCCUCAAGGCAUUGCACCGAAAGGAGCUCCUGCACAAAAUUGGAACCAGGAGCAGCAAGCUUAUGAUCCUGCAGCCUCAUCCUUCCAACAGUUCAAUCCUCCAGCACAGUUACCACCAGCUCAGCAUUACUCAUCGAUAUCCAAUACACCCAUCCAUUCUGCCCAAGUGGCCCAUGGCAGCACCCAAUAUCUGGAUUCUGCAGCGGGCUUACCACAGCAAACUGCUUCAUCUUCAAGGCCAUUAACUAAUUUUAGUAUCCCUUCUCAAAGAGAACAUGUUUCUGCCCCUUUUAGCCAACAGUAUCAUCCCGAGGCCCCUUCGAAUACACAGAAUGGCUAUGGAAUGAUGCAUGGAGCAGAUACUUCUGGGUUGUAUGGUGCGCCAGCUUUUCAGCAGCCGAGCAAUCCUGAUGUUUUGUCUAAUCAGGUUAAUGGUGCUAAUGUAUUCCAGCCACAAAAUUUGAUGCAAGGUGACAAACAAAAUUUGGAGCUUCCUAGUCACGGACAGCAGCUGCAGUCUGUGGUUCCUGGAGCUGGUCAGGGCACAUCAGAUGUAGAAGUUGAUAAAAACCAGCGAUACCAAUCAACGCUGCAAUUUGCAGCUAGUCUUCUCCUCCAGAUUCAGCAACAGCAGCAGACAAAUACUCCAGGUGGACAAGGGACAGGGAGUCAGCUGUGAUAUCUUCUUCAAUCUAGCUGCUUAACGUUCAUUUAAAUAUCGGAUAUGGGUAUUCCUGUUUUCACUCAAGCUCAUCAACGUUAUAUAUAUGUUCGGUGAAUGUCGGAUAUGAAUAUGUUUACUAGCUCGUUCGAAGUUUGUCAACAUAAUUGCAGUAGGAUUUAGGAUUCAUAUUCAUGGCAAAAACAAAAUCCAAAAUAAUUUUCCAUGUUUAUUUCGUUUGUUUCCAAGUCCCAACAUAACAAAGCCUUUUUAUAUUAAUUCAUUUAUUCGAUUUAUGUAGGCAAAAAUUUUGGGCUGUGAAUCCGUAGGUACGAAGCAAAUUUCGAAUUUUUCUGAAAAUGAACAACUAUGAUUGCCGUCGACUGU